GCCGACUCGGGGGCGAACAUCCAACAGGGGACGUGCCACUCAAGGCAAACCAUCUGAUUACGAAGGCUGCUGUGACUUGAUCCAUAUAUUGAAUUGAAUCCUCUUCCACCGGACCCCAGUGACCUGCAAUAUUUAUUACAUGUGCGAGCUGCAUGGGAGGACACACUGCAGCUGCAACAGUACCAUAGCCGAGCUGUCGAGCUCCCCCAGCUCACAGUCAGUCGCCCGCUCGUUGCACCUUCACCCAACCCGCCGUGUGCAGGGACGCAGCGACUGCAUACGUCUUGUCUUGCGUGGCCACCACGCCGAUAAACCAACAACACUAUGGCGUCAAGCGAGCAGAGGGAGCUCGAGCUCGUCGACAAGGUCAACCUGCGCAUCCUCAACGUCGCAAACGACGCCCCCAAACUCACCCAGCUGCUGAAGCCCUACCUCCCGGCCCUGCUGCUCAAGGCCGGCAGCGAGCACGCCUCGGUCCGCUCAAAGGUCGUCACCAUCUGCCAGCGCCUCAAGGUCUUCAUCAAAUCACCCGACGUCGUCCUGCCCGUCGCCGCCCUGCUGGACCAGUACAUCGCCAGCAGCAAUCCCGUCAUCAGGCAGCUCGACAUCACCUUCAUCCAGCACAGCAUAGAGAGGAUCAGCGCCGACGAGAGGAGGAACCUCGUGCCCACCAUCUUGAACGGCAUCCAUGCAACAACACACACCACCCCAGCCAGGUUCAACAUGUUCCUGCACGCCCUCAAGGACAUUAACAUCCCACCCAGGGGCAGCAAGGAGGAUGAGGCGUUCCGACAACAGGUCGGCCUGACGGACGGCAAGGACGCCGAGUUCGUCGCGACAUGGCUGGGCAAGCUCCUGCUGACUCCCAGCCCGCACAAGAAGCCCCCAGGCCUGACCGACGAGGACAUGGCCUUCCUCACCCUGGCCAAGCCCGACGAGCCCAAGCCAGAGGGGACGCUGGUGGCGGACUGGCCCGGCACCAUGAUCAAGGCUGCCAGGCUGCUCGAGAGCGGUGCCUUCACAGACGAGGAGCGCUUCAUGCCCGCCCUGUAUGCUGCCGCCAGCAACGACUACCGCAUCAACUCGGUCGGCAACGCCAUGUUGAUGAGGAACCAGGUGUCGCUGGAGGACGAAGGGAGGGCGAGGUUACUCUUCGAGUCGCACUCUCGGCUGCCGCCUACGUAUCGAAUCCGCAUCCUCGGCCUGCUGUCAAAGUCGGCACUGUCGACCACCUUCACCCGCGACAUCCUCAAUGUCGUGCGCAGGGACAUCAAGCCCACGGACGAGGCUGUGGAUGGGCUGCAGCUGACCAAGCUGCACAAGGCCCUCUUCGAGUACAUCAACUGGGUUGCGCGCAUCGGCCCGGGCAAAGGCAAAUUCGACAUCGGCCCCACGUUGAUCGAGUUACUGCGAGGUUUCAUCACAGAGGAGCAAGGGUGGCCCAAGCCCAGCCAAGAGAGGCGGUCCUUGGACCCGCUUGACGACAGGAACUUGCGAGCGAGGGCAUAUGAGACCAUUGGGGUACUGGCAAGGGGCUCGUCUAUGGAGCAGGCCAGCCUGCUUGAACUGGUCGCCUGGCUGUUCCGCUCGCUCUCCGAGGAUCCGACACCCGAGGUUGUCGUCACAAUCGAAGGCGCUCUGUCUGUCAUGACCUCCGUUUUCAAACCCAGCGGUGGAGAGGUCGAUAGGUUACGGACUAUAAUCCUGACAUAUAUGACACUUGCCGACGGCGGGGACUCGGUCAGGAGUGUACGGCAUGCAGCCACAAAAUGGGCAAACCAGUGCCUCGCCUUCUCAGACCCCAUAGCGAGAUGGGUUGAUAUCCUGGCUAUCAACGGACGCACCGAGGAAAGGAUGGAAGUCAUCGAGGAGGGCCGCAAGGGCCUGGACCCCUGGACAUACAGGGUCAACGAUGCGACGGUCACGGGGGAUCUUCCAGACUGGCAGCAGCUGGUCCAGACCUUCUUCAAGGACUCGAUUGGAUAUGGCGCUUCUGCCAUGAUGUCAUAUGGGCCUUCAAUCAGCCAGAACUUUGUCGACCUCGCUCCAGGCGCUUUCCCAACUGCCGUUACCUACUGCAAGCGUAUGCUCUUCCUCGCGGCGCUAAAGGACGAGUUCAACAUCGAGCCGGGCUGGGAGCAGCAGCUGGACACCCUUAUCAAGUCUGACAAACAGACGAGGGAGUCCAUCCGCAAAUACCUGGGAAGCCUAAGCGGUCAUGUCCUGGAAUCCUUCUUGGAGGCUGCCCUCGAGGGCAUCCAGGAGGACAAGCCCACCACGGAGGAAUGUGCGCGCAGCUUUGUGGAGGUUGCAUCUCUAGCGCCCAAGUCGGAGCUGACUCCGCUGAUCAUUGAAGGCAUCCCCAGGCUUCUGGCCGUGGUCACCUCAAACAAGAAGGAGGUUCGCAGUCUGGCCGCAAGGGCUCUUGGCAUCCUGGCCGCACACCCAUCGGUGCCCUCCUCGCUGUUCAAUGUCAUCAGCCACGUCCUACGCCAGCAAUCUCAAUCGUGGCGGACUGCCGUUGGUGCUGAGAUGAACGCCGCGCAGGGAGCAUUUGUUGCGCUGGGCCACUUGUGGUCUCGGGCGGUGUAUUACCCACAUCCCAUUCUUGCUGCGGACAGCAAUGGUGAGGAUUCCCCCAUCGAUGGAGAAGCCUUGCUGCACGAACUGAGAAACAAAUACCUCAAAGGGAACGACCCACCACCCACGGCGCAACCUACGGCAGAGGAGUGGCUGCCUCCUGUUGCAGAGCUGGGAGGCGCUCAGGUGUCUUUCCAAGAAGUGAUAUUUGAUACACUCACACAGUUGUGGACAGCCUUGGUCGUGCCCGAGGAAUCUUCCGUCACGCCAUACAUCGACGUGUUGGUACCGCAGUGCAAGAAGGGCAACGAGCGGGCCAUCACCGCCCUCGGUCGCCUGGCGCUUGGUCUCAAGGAGGGCGAUUCCGCGCUCGAUACCGUCCUCUCGAAACUGUACGAGCUUCACGAGCUCAAACAACCCGAGGUCCACUUCGCCAUCGGCGAGGCCAUCACAGCUGCUAUUGCGCGCUGGGACUCAGAUAUCGUUCAACUCGCUGUGGAUGUGGAGUCAAAGACCGACAAUUACCGGGUUGAGAAGCGAGCAGAUAAGGUUAAGGAGGUGCUGGACAAGAUCCUCAAUGAUUGCAAAGCCACCAAGCCAUCUCUGCUGAAAGCCUCAGGCAUCUGGCUGUUUUCCAUCAUUCAGCACUGCUCCCACCUUCCCGAGAUCCAGGCCCGCCUGCGCGAGUGUCAGGUCGCGUUCAUGCGCCUGCUUAGCGCCCGCGACGAGCUCGUUCAGGAGACCGCGUCAAGAGGUUUGUCUUUGGUCUAUGAAAAGGGCGAUCCUUCACUCAAGGAGAGCCUCGUCAAGGAUCUCGUCGGCGCCUUCACGGGGACUGGCACGCAGCUCAAGGUGGAGGAGGAUACCGAGCUGUUCGAGGCCGGCGCACUGCCUACGGGCGAGGGCAAAUCUGUCACUUCGUACAGGGACAUCAUGAACCUGGCCAAUGAAGUCGGUGACCAGAGUCUUGUCUAUAAGUUCAUGUCGCUCGCGUCCAACGCAGCAACGUGGUCGACCCGCUCGGCAUUCGGGCGGUUCGGGCUGAGCAACAUCCUCUCCGAAUCCGAGGUCGACCCGAAGCUUUACCCCAAGCUCUUCCGUUACAGGUUCGACCCGAACACGAACGUGCAGCGGUCCAUGAACGAUAUCUGGAAGGCGCUGGUCAAGGAUUCGAACGCCGUCAUCGAGGAGCACUUUGACGCUAUUAUCAACGACUUGCUCAAGAGCAUCCACGGCAAGGAGUGGAGGGUCCGGCAGGCCAGUUGCUCCGCCAUAGCUGAUCUUAUCAGCGGCCGACCAUUCCAGAAGUAUGAGAAAUACUACGGCGAGAUCUGGACCAAGGCUCUCAAGGUGCUUGAUGACGUGAAAGCCACCGUUCGCAACGAGGCGCUGAAGCUGUGUAUGGGCAUGGCAAACACUCUGACUCGGCAGCUUGAGGAGGGCGGUGCGAAGGCUUCUGCCAGGGACAUGAUGAGUUCCACGCUCCCUUUCCUGCUAUCUGACAAGGGAAUCGAGAGUAACGUGAACGAGGUCAAGGGUUUCGCUAUUGACACUGUCAUCAAGGUCACCAAGACCGGUGGCGCUUCAUUGAAGCCGUAUAUUGCGACCAUUGUGACGCACUUGCUGGGACUGCUGAGUACUAUCGAGCCAGACGCAAUCAACUACUACUAUCAGCGCUUCGGUGAGGACGACCGCGAGAAGAUCGACAAGAUCCGCAGUCAGAUGGUCAACCAGAGCCCGAUUUCCCAGGCCAUCGAGAACUGCCUGCGCAAUGUUGACGAGAGCGUCAUGCCCGACCUCGCUUCAGGCCUCGAAGAAACGAUCAAGACCGCUCUGGGCAUGCCUACCAAGGUCGGAUGUGCGAGGCUCCUGGGAACACUGGCGACCCGACACACAAAUGACUUCCGGCCAUAUGCAGAUCGCUUCCUACGGCUGCUGGAGAAGCAGUGCCUCGACCGCAACGACGAGGUCAGCCAAGGGUACGCCAAGGCAGCAGCGUACAUCAUGCGGCACGCCCCGCCGCAGGCGAGAGAGCGCUUCAUCUCCAAGUUCGAGGCGCUCUACUUUGGCGCCGAGGACGAGGCGCGGCGGCAAAAGGUGGCGGACGUGGUGCUCUCGCUGUCCAAGAUCAGCCCGGACCACUUCAACGCGCUCGAGGGCAGCCUGCUCCCCUUCAGCUACCUGGGGAUGCACGACCUGGACGAGUACGUGGCCAAGGCGUUCCGGGAGGUGUGGGACACGCACGCGGGCAGCAGCCGCACGGCGACGCGGUUCGUGCCCGAGGUCGAGGCGCUCGUGGCGCGCGCGCUGGACACGCCGCAGUGGAGCCUCAAGCACGGCGGCGCGCUGGCGGUCGCGAGCGCCGUGAGCGCCGUGGCUGCCGUCGCGGGGGACCACCUGCCCGCGGGCCCUUCUGCUUCUUCCUCGCCGCCGCCGCCCAGCACCAGCACGGCCGGCGUGCCGCAGCUCGCCAGGCUCUGGCCGGCGUUCGACCGCGCCCUGGCGCUCAAGACGUUCGCGGGGAAAGAGAAGCUCCUCGAGGCGCUGGCGGACCUCGCGACCAAGGGGCGCGCCUUCUGGGAGGGGGACGCGGGGGUGGCGGCGCAGCUGCGCAAGGUCGUGCUGCGCGAGGCGCGGCGCAACAAUGAUGCGUACCGCGUGCACGCGUUCCGGUGCCUGUGGCGGUGCUGCGCGGCGGUGUCGUCGGCGGCGGGGCAGGACGGCGGCGGGGAGAUGGUGCUGUGGGAGGAGGCGGUCGGCGUCGUGCGGCCGUUUCUGGAGGGGUAUCUUGCCGGUGACGACGACGGCAAGGGGGAGCGGAUGGAUGUUGACGGUGGGGAUGGGAAGGGUGGGACUGCGGCGGCGCGGGAGAGGGAGGCGCUCGCGUACGCGACCGUGCUGCGGGCCGUGGAGGUCGUCGCGCGGGGGUACGGCCGCCCCCUGCUGCGGCGGCGGCCUGUGUUUGUGUGUGGGCGGGUCCUGGACGUCCUGGGGCCGUUCUUUGAUGCCCCCGGGGGCCGGUUUGGGUCCGUGCGGAGGGAGGUGUGGUACAAGGCCGCUGGGGACAUGAUGAGGGAUGCUGCUGGUGGGGAUGGGGAUGGGGAUGUGGCCUCGGGGAGGGAGGAGGAGGAGGAGGCAGGGGAUGGUGGUGAUGUUGCCAGGCGGUGCUUUGACAGCCUUGACGUCGACGAGCCUGACCUUGGGGUCGAGACGCAGCGGGUCGCGCGGGCGGAGGCUGUCCUUGCGCUUGUCCGGGCUGUGAAGAAGGGGGUGUUUGGGAGGGGCUUGGCUGCUGCGGAGGAUGGCCCUGGGGGGGUUGUUGGGGCUAUGAGGGGGGUUAUUACCGAGGCUCGCGCGGCGGAGAGGAGUGUUGAUGUCAGGAGGGUUAUGGACGAGGCGUUGGCUGAGCUUUGA
Diaporthe batatas is the source of this 5994-nucleotide messenger RNA. RefSeq lists its product as uncharacterized. The transcript has 2 exons. NCBI's taxonomy places the organism in Eukaryota, Fungi, Ascomycota, Sordariomycetes, Diaporthales, Diaporthaceae. Gene Ontology annotation, molecular function: molecular adaptor activity. The coding region runs from base 325 to 5994 and encodes 1889 amino acids. Gene Ontology annotation, biological process: proteasome assembly. The record is from RefSeq and is a predicted model, not a curated record. Gene Ontology annotation, cellular component: nucleus; cytoplasm.